AUGGCCCGGUUCGGCUCGCUCAUGAUCCUGCUCGGUUGUUUACUGAUCCUCCCCGGGCGCUCUGCCGCUCGCUGCCUGAACGCGACGGAGCUGCAGCGCUCCCAGCAGCGCCUCGAAAGGACGUCCUGGACGUUCCCUCACGUGACGACGCCGCAGCACGCGCCCACCUGCGCACAGGUGGCCGAAAUGCUGCCUAAGGACACAGCGGGCCGCUCCCUGUCCCCGUGGAGCUACAGGCUGGACCGGGACGACAACCGGUUUCCUCAUGAGAUCCCCGUCGCCAAGUGUCUCUGCGAAGGCUGCAUCAUCAACCAGCGCGAGGACGUGAACUACAACUCGAAGCCGGUGUUCGUCUGGAGGAACGUGCUGAGGAAGGAGCCCUGUCCAGGAGACCCGACCAGAGUCCAGGUCAGCAAGGAGAAGUUCAAAGUCGCCGUCGCCUGCACCUGCGUCUGGCCUGAAAAUGUCCGACGCUAACCAAGCAUCGGCCAGCAUGCUGGUAAACGUCUCUGAACUGUCGCAUUUCCAACAUUUACAUCAGUACACCAUUCAGCUUGCAGGUACAAAAUGUUUUCUCCAGGGAGGGACUUCUGUCAGCCAUGUUUUAGGGAGGGGGGGGCAGAACGAGGGCCAGUCCAUCCAUUUUGUCAAUCCUUCCUUCAGCGCCACCAUGAGGUUGAUGUUUUUUGUCAUCUUUUGAAAUGUCUGGACAGUACAUGAAAGAUGGACGAAGCCUUAAAGCUGCAUUUGUUCUAACGGCCACCAGGGGGCGACGCCUCCGCCAAAGGAAGUUAGAAUGUACAGAUCAGAAAAUGAAGCUGCUUACAACUCGAUUAAUUACCUCAAAGAACAUUUUCCUGAUAAGUUUAUGGUCUCAGCCGCUAGUUUCAGCUCUCCUUUAAUUCAUCAGGAUGUUCAUUUAGUAAACGAUGAUCCCAUUUAGAGGAAAACGGACGGCGAACAGGGUAUGAAACUCAAUGCAGAGGACCACAUUCUGCCAAACAAAAACAGUCUUCAGUGCAGACGUCCAGAAUCCCACCAGGAUGAAUGACUCUACUGUGAAUUCUCAUCAAAUACCUGAAAAAAAAAAAGCAGUUUUAGCUGUACUGUCUUUAGUGCUAAUUAGCAUAUAUUAGCAUGCUAAUGAGUGCACCCAGGUCAGCAUGUUUGCUUUGUCGUUUUGACAACAAGUCAUCAACUUAGAGGUUUUAGAUCAAGAGUUCGACCCGUAACGACCCGCGUGUUUCUUAUCAGGAUGAUCAGUGACAAAGAUCAAUAACCGAUCUUUGAAACUGAAAUACAUUUCCGAGUGUCAAAGUUUUGCAUUGCCCAAACUCCAACUGAAAAUCAUUGUUUGUUUAUCCUGUAGGCGUUUAAUCAACUAGGAACGUAUUGACAUUUGAUUGGCUGUUGAUCCUAACGUACAACCAACCAGAUAGCACGCUAACACACUUCUUUACAUUGCUGCUGUUGGUGUUAUUUUAGAUAUUAUCCAUCUCUAAAUCUAAAUUACACAAUAGUUUCUAAACAAUACAGAACUGGACAUACCAAGUCCGCACACACGGGCAACCGCUUCAACUGCAGUAACACCUAAAUGUCAAACCUGAUGACCUGAAAACACUACUGUGGUUAUUGAGCUACAAGACAAACCAUUUCUCUCGCCACAGAUGGACAUAUAGCUCAGGGUAUUUGGACUUUAUGACUGUGCGAAAUGAUUUAUCUCAGGUUACGUGAAAUUUUUCUUAUCUUUGAACCAGAUAAAAGCAGCUUCAUACAAACUGGCACGAAUCACUUUAUGGCGAAACACGAUCACCUUUACCGAGAGGCGGCAGCAUCAGAGCCAAAGUAUUUUAAAUUAGUUUUUUUCAUUAAGAAUCAAUUUUUAAAAUACUAUAGUGAAAAUAAUAAAUACAGAUACAAGUUGGAUGGAAGUGUAAAAAUGCAGAUUUUUCUGAUAAUCUAAUCUAUAAUAGUCUCUUUCUAACCCGUCCAUCCACCCCGACCUCCAGGCCUAUGGCGCGACAGCUGCCCGUUGUCAUCACUACAGCCGCUAGAGGGAGACGUUGACUUUUAGCCUUCUGUCAGCACGUUCAUCAACCCGACCUCCUUCCUGUGCCGACCUCAUGGCUCUGUCGCUGCGUCACCAGACCAGCCACAUGGGGGCGCUGCCAUAAGCUUGUAAUAGCAUGCUAAUGUUAGCAUUUAGCUAAAAUUACCAUUAAUUUCUGUCUCAAUCAAUAAAACAAACACAUCAGGAAAACACAAACAGGAGCGACAUUUCAGAGCCACAGUUGACGCAGUAUGCUAACAGUUAAGAGCUUCGUUAGCGUCAAGUGAGAAACUCCAGCUGCACCAAAAGGCAGCAUCAACUAUAAUCCCAUGCUGCUCAGUUAUUCUGUUCAAUACUUCUUAGAUUAACACUAGAAAUGCAACGCUUCCUUUCCAUUAACCAGCUAACAAUACAAAUCAUUUCACCUCAGAUAUCUCAGAUUCAUUACGCUGCUCUGCGGUUUGUAGCUAACGCGGUAUAACAGAGCGAGCUGCAGGUUUAACUCAGGUUAAACCUUCCAGGAGAUGCUUUCACACCUUUUUAUAGUCUCCACAUUCUGAUCAAUGUGAAACCAAUCAAAGAUUGUAGGUUCACUUUAGGCCACAAAGGCAACAAGUGAAUAGCUAAGGCCAGCGGCAGCUAGCUUAGCUUAGCUUAGCAUAAGGACUGGAAACAAUAGAAAUUUGCUAGGCUGUUUAGAAUAACUAGACUCUGUUAGAAAGAAGUAGACAAACCACUCUGAUUCUUUCAUAUGAAACUGUGAAUUUUUAUCAUUUUGCAGUUUUCACUACUGUACACACAGAAGCCUGUUUAGUUCAGUGGCUCCCAAACAUUUUCUUUACAAAUAAGACGAUUUUAACGAAAACAGCUGUUUUAGAUGUGGAUCUGCUGUAAUGUGGUCCUCGUGUGUAAUUUUUUAUAUGACAGAUGUUAUGAUACUAAACUUUAUUUCUGUAGCAUCGUUCCAGGCUGGAGUUACUUUAAGGUACUUUUAAAAAGUUUCUACAAGUUGUAGGGACACCAGCACUGAUCAACAUGACGCGGACAAAAACUGAAUUCAUGACACAACUCGCUGUGAUCGUUUUAACUAUUUACUCCUCCUGUAUGGAUUCUGCCUGUUUCGUGAAAUUACAGAUACCAUACAGAAAACUUUAUUCAUUCACAUGUUUACUGUAAAACAACAACAAACAGGUCAAAACUGUAAAUAAAAAUCUGUAUUUUGUAGGAGAUUGUAAUCUGCGCUCCUCCAGGUUUGUCCAUGAAAAUACAUGAGUUUUUUGUUCCAGACUGUAUUCAAACCAGCAAAAACAAAUAUUGUUGCUUCACAGAUAUUUGCUGUUAUUUGAAA
This is a messenger RNA of Stegastes partitus (bicolor damselfish), 3398 nucleotides long. Its product is annotated as interleukin-17C-like. Gene Ontology annotation, cellular component: extracellular region. Gene Ontology annotation, molecular function: cytokine activity. The coding region runs from base 1 to 477 and encodes 158 amino acids. Gene Ontology annotation, biological process: inflammatory response. NCBI's taxonomy places the organism in Eukaryota, Metazoa, Chordata, Actinopteri, Pomacentridae. The transcript has 3 exons. The record is from RefSeq and is a predicted model, not a curated record.